Molecule: messenger RNA, 690 nt
Organism: Caenorhabditis remanei
Lineage: Eukaryota; Metazoa; Nematoda; Chromadorea; Rhabditida; Rhabditidae
Exons: 4
Coding region: 1-690 (229 amino acids)
Biological process (GO): Rab protein signal transduction
Cellular component (GO): Golgi membrane
Molecular function (GO): GTP binding; GTPase activity
Source: RefSeq, a predicted model, not a curated record
AUGGAAUCAAAUUUCAUUGGCGACGACUACGGACCGCUCUUUCACUACCAGUAUCGAUUAAUUGUAAUCGGCGAUUCCACAGUGGGAAAAUCCAGUCUUUUACGAUAUUUUACCGAGGGAAAGAUGGCUGAAAUCAGUGAUCCGACAGUCGGAGUGGAUUUUUAUGCGAGAAUGAUUGAGUUGAGGCCUGGAUAUCGUGUGAAGUUACAGUUAUGGGAUACAGCCGGUCAGGAGAAGUUUCGCUCAAUCACAAAAUCCUACUACCGAAAUUCGGUCGGAGUGCUCGCAAUCUACGAUAUAACGAAUCGAGAAAGUUUCGAACACGUCGAGAAUUGGGUCAAAGAGGCGGCACAGAAUUUGGGCGGUCCCAGUCCGGGAAAAUGUGUUUUUCAGUUGGUUGGCACGAAGUGUGAUAUGGAUGCACAACGACAGGUGAAUUACGAAGAAGGCGAGUACUUUGCAAAGUAUCACAAAAUGAAAUUCAUUGAAACGUCGUCGAGAAAUGGAGAUAAUGUGAAUGAGGCAUUCCAUAUGAUCGCUCAGGAGAUACAAAACCGCGUUGACGAGGGAGAACUGCGACCAGUCGAUGGUUGGGAAGGUCUGAAGACAGGCAUAAUGAGAUCUCAAUCCGUUUGUCUUUCCGAAAGAAGUUUCCCUCAAAAUGGCACAGGCGGAGCAUGUGGAUGCUGA